AUCAAAGGGUAGAAUUCAUCCCCAUAUUUAUAAACAUUAUUUUCAAAAAAAAAAAAAUGGUGUAAACCUCCAUCCCCCUUUUCCUCAGUAUCCUAUAAAGAUAAAGUAGGUUUCUUGGAAGCCACUCUAGAGGGUACUAAAUGGAUGAUAUAAAUACAUCUUCUAGGACUAAGCCUGUUACAUUGAACGAAUCCUUCAAAUUCAAGUCAUCUUUUAUUGUGGCUUCAAUUGUUUAAUUCUUUGAAUUCUUUUGGUUCAUAUUUUUCUUCUUGUACGUACAUAGUGGUUGUGGUUAUAUUAAUAUUGCUCUGAUUCCCUCUGUUCUGUUGACAAAUUCUUUGCCUUUAGACUAAUUCAAUAUAUCUUCCAUAACAAUCAUUUUCAACUGGAAAAGUUGGCAAAGAUGACAAAAUGUUCAAUGGAGCAGGAGCUAGGAUGUGGUCUAAUGGGGGGAGUUUUUCAACGUUGGAGCAACUGGUCGAAAAAAUCAUCGGUGCCGGCACUGCCCGGAAAAGGGAUGAACAAGGUUUCAAAAGAGCCGGUUACUGAUAAGUCUAAGAAGCUUUCAAACAAUGAUGAUUCCAGGAGGAGACGUAGUACCAGCACUGUGGAGCCUGUCCUCCCGGAUUCAUCCAACUUGGCUAAGCCUUUACCGGAACAGGAUCAGAAACCGGUAAGGAAGUCCGAGUUGUUGCCACCGCGAAACUCGGUUUCGUAUUCUCACCCUGUGAAAGACAGUAGGAGACGUUCAAAUACCGGCAGAAGCUCGACGUCGUCCUCGUCUGGCUCAACACAUCACUCCAAGGAGCUUGCUAAGGUAACCAUUAGUGAUCAACAGCAAUCAAACAAUAGCAAAGCUCUUAUUCGAGCAACUUCGAGUAAUAUAAUGCUAGCAGGCCAGUUGGGAAACUUAAGACAGCUUGGAGCUGGGAGUGCUGUAGGGAACAAUGGUUCCAAUGCAACAAUCGAAGCUUUGGAUAAACUACCAAGAAAAAACAGCCUUGGUAAACUUGGUGGUUCAGUGAUGGGCAAUAUUAUAAGGCAACCUAGUGAUGAGUUUAAACAGCUUCACGGUCUAACAGGUAGACUGGAUCCUGAAACACUGAAGAACAAGGGAAAUGAGGCAUACAAGCAAGGAAGGUUUGAAGAGGCAUUGGCUUUAUACGAACGAGCAAUCUCUCUCGAUUCUAAACAGGCGACAUAUCGGUGUAAUAAAAGCGCUGCCUUGUUAGGUUUAGGCCGUCUUAUGGAGGCUAUUGCUGAGUGCAAAGAAGCUAUCCAGCUUGAUCCUGCUUAUUGCAGAGCUCAUCACCGUUUGGCAACAAUUUAUUUCAGAUUGGGAGAACCAGAACAUGCAUUAUAUCAUUACAAACAUGCCGGAAAUCAUGCAGACUCUAAUCACAUAUCUGAAGCUCAAACUCUAAUCCAACGUCUCAAAAGAUGCUCCGACGCACGAAAAUCACACGAAUGGAACACUUUACUCAAGGAGACUGAAUGUGUUAUAACCUCAGGAGUCGAUUCUGCACCCGAGGUCUAUGCUUUACAAACAGAGGCCUUGUUGAAGAUCAACAAGCAUCAACAGGCUUGUAUAACUUACAACAAAGGACCAAAAUUUGCCAUUGAAUCUUGUAUUAAUUUCUUUGGCCUGACUGUUAGUGCUUAUCUUUUAAUGAUCAAAGCACUGGUAAACAUGGUUUCUGGCAGGCUAGAUGAGGCUGUAUCAGCAGCUCAGCAUGCGGCUAGACUCGAUCCAGGCAACAAGGAAAUAAGCCUAGUGGUAAAGAGGACUAGAGCAGUAUCGUCAGCUCGACUGAGCGGUAACUUGCUCUUCAAGGCAUCAAAAUUUGUAGAGGCUUGCAUCGUAUAUGGUGAAGGACUCGAAUACGAUUCAUACAAUCCAGUUUUGCUAUGCAACAGAGCAGCUUGCAGAUCAAAGUUAGGCCAAUUUGAAAAAGCCAUUGAAGAUUGCACAGCUGCUCUCAAUGUUCAACCAUCUUAUAGCAAGGCAAGGCUAAGGAGAGCUGAUUGUAAUUCCAAGCUUGAAAGAUGGGAAACUGCAAUCCAAGAUUAUGAGAUGUUGAUAAGGGAAACCCCUGGAGAUGAGGAGGUGGCUCGAGCUUUGUUCGAGGCUAAGGUCCAACUCAAAAAGCAGCAUGGUGAAGACAUUGAGGACUUGAAGUUUGGGUCAAAUCUAGUUUUGGUCUCUAGCAACGAGCGUUUCAGGCACUUUGUAACCUCACCUGGGAUGACUGUGGUGCUUUUCUGUAACAAAACAAAACACAAGCAAGUAGUGCAAAUAAUGGAACAAGUGUGCAAGAGAUUCCCAUCUAUCAACUUCCUCAAGGUGGAGAUAGAAGAUCAUCCUUACUUAGCUAAGUCAGAGGCAUUAACCUGCAUUCCAGCUUUCAAGAUAUACAAGAAUGGAUCAAGGGUUAAAGAAGUUCCAGGCAAUGACCCUGAAUUGCUAGAAAGAUCAGUCAAAUUGUACAGCAGUUGAGGACAGAAUUAAACAACAUCAUGGAGCAAGUGCAAAGAGAAGAUAUGCAGGGAGAUUUGUCACCUCUUUUUUCACAAAGAAAGAGAGCCAGGUUCAACAAGAGAGAGAAAUUUUAAUGAUGGGGCUAAUCCUAAUAAAAUAUGCUAAUAAUGGGGCUAAUCUUAAUCAUGUCUGCUCAGUCACUUUACCAGCAUUAGACUCAUACAUGUCUAAAAAGCUGUGAGAAAUUUGAGUGGCAACUUGAGAUUUAAAUAUGUAAAAGGGAGAUUUUUAUUUUUUUAUUAUUUUAUUUUUCUUCUUUUACUGUUUUAAAGGAAAGAAACAAAGAGUUGCGUAUAUUGCAUUUAUAAAAAUGAAACCAAAAAAGAAAAAAUUAGUAAGUGUGAGGAUAAAAAAGAAAAUUUGGUUUGUUUCUUUUAGCAGAAAGAUUGCAUAAUGGAAAGGUCAUGAUUAGUGCCAGUAUUGGAAAUGCCAAAAGAA
Molecule: messenger RNA, 2977 nt
Organism: Gossypium arboreum
Lineage: Eukaryota; Viridiplantae; Streptophyta; Magnoliopsida; Malvales; Malvaceae
Product: TPR repeat-containing thioredoxin TTL1-like
Exons: 6
Coding region: 404-2497 (697 amino acids)
Cellular component (GO): cytoplasm
Molecular function (GO): protein binding
Source: RefSeq, a predicted model, not a curated record